AUAUGCCACACGCCACACUCAGCCAAGUAGAACCAGCACCAGUUCGGUUCCGAGGUGUCCAUCUCCUCCAUCUCAGUGGACUCCUCCUCUGCCGCCCUGAUAGCUAACAUAGCUAAAUCUGAAAUGAAUAAGUGAAGAGACGCGAACACCUUUGGCAAAUAGCAACUACAACAGAUGAAAACAUGGGGGCAGCAAGGUUUAUAUUCAUGUGACAAAGCUAACGUGAAGCAAGUGUUUUAAAUGCAUGGUCGUGAGAACCUUCCAUCCUGCAAAUAAAUUCAAAAAAAUACAGGACAUUGCCAUAGAGAGCUAGCUAUCAUUAGCAACUGCCGCACCCGACUUUUGUUAGCUCUUAAUGGGUAUCUUACCGGUUUCCAGCCUGUGUCUACCUGGAUCCCUUUCCUUAUCGGGAUAUAAAUCCUUUAUGCAUUAUGAAUCACAAAAAAUUACAGACUCCGAAUGACAUCGGGUGACUGUCGCUACAUAACAUUUUCGUCUUCUUAUGCGUUGUUUACUUUUAUUUCCUGGUUCGUCACGCACAUUACGUCAGAGCGUCCAUGUGAUAUAAGCCCUCCCCUUUAUCCUAGAUCAAGUAGCCCUGAGUUUGGCCUGUCAGGAAAAAGUCUGCCCAGAUACCGCAGCAGAGGUGGAAAAAGGACUCAGAUAUAGUACUUAAGAAAGAGUAUAAGUACUAUAAUGUAGGAAUACUCUGUUACAAGUUAAAGACCUGCAUACAAAAUCUUAUUCUAGUAAAAGUUAAAAUUGUUGGCAUCAAAAUAUAGAAGCAAAAACAACAGUACUUAUUUUGCAGAUUUCUGAAUAAUAUAUCGAUUUUAAUAAUUGAUGCAUCAUCUUCAAUAACUGUGUUUACUGUAAGGUAGCGUGUGUAUUUACUCGAGUUAUAAACAAAGUCAUAUGUAUGUGUCCAAAUCCAUGUAUUGGCGAAUCCAAAUCUGCAUAAUGAAGUAAGAGUACACAAUGUCCCUCUGAAUUGUCGUGAAGUAGAAAGUAGCAAGACAUAGAAAUACUCCAGUAAAGUACAAUUAGCUCAAAGUUGUAAUUACAUACAGUGAGUACUUGAUUACUUUACACCACUGUACCGCACCCAUAUGAUUGUAAAAAUUGUACAUAGAUUAUUACAUUAAAGGUUGUGAGUAUAAAAGUACUCAUCUAGUACAGUGCCUUUGCAUAGAAAACGAGUAUUGCGCAAUUACAUUCAACCAGUUUUUAAUUCUCUACAGUUUGCAGUUGACAGUAGUUUGGAAAUACAGUAGCUUGUCAAUCAACUGUAUACUUUAUUUGAUUUCUUUAUCCCAAUCCUCUACUUUUCAGAGAGAAAUAUUGAAACCUACUUAUUAUUAUAUUAUAUAUCACCCAUCCCACGAUGUAAAUUUAAGUAUUUUUUACAGGGGUCCAGCCCAGGAUCCGCCCAUUUUUAGAAGAAAGCUUUUUCUUUAUGUUUCUCUCAAUCAGACUAUAGACGGCGCUCACUGCAGCUUACUGACUGAGAGAACAUGAAUGAGGAAAUAGCCAAAGGGGCUCCUGCUCCAGUCUCCGGGCCACAUAAAGGCAUUCCUUUGGAGCAGGGUAAACCCAGGGAGAAAUGGGCCAACAAGACGGAGUUCUUGCUCUCCAUGGCUGGAGAAAUCAUUGGCCUCGGGAAUGUUUGGCGUUUCCCCUAUUUGUGCUACAAAAAUGGAGGAGGUGUCUUCUUCAUCCCCUACUUUGUUUUCCUCUUCUUCUGUGGCAUCCCUCUGUUUUUCCUGGAGACGGCAUUGGGCCAGUACACCAGUGAGAGUGGGGUGACCGCCUGGAAGAAGAUAUGCCCCAUGUUCCAGGGGGUGGGGAUUGCAUCCGGAGUGAUAGUGGUCUAUUUGAACAUCUACUACAUCGUGGUGUUGGCAUGGGCUAUCUUCUACCUGUUUAACUCCUUCAAAAGCCCUUUGCCCUGGUCCACAUGUGACAACGUGUGGAACACUGAACGUUGUCACGGUCACCAAAGCGUCUUUGCCAACCCUGAAUUGUUUCAAGCUGGCUCAAACUGGUCGUUCCUACACAACAUCAGCUCACAAGACUACUUUGAAUCCUUUACCAAUAUCACCAUGGAGGACAUGCAAUACCCCUCGGGCAUUUCACCGGAAGAGGAGUUCUGGGUGCACCGUAUGUUAAGGAUGUCCGAUUCUAUGACUUUGGGAAAUCUCAACUUGGACCUGGCUUUGUGUCUCCUCCUUGCCUGGAUUAUAUGUUACUUCUGUAUCUUUAAGGGAAUCAAAUCCACAGGAAAGGUUGUGUACUUCACAGCUACUUUCCCCUACCUGAUGCUCUUGAUCCUCUUUUUCCGUGGAGUGACGCUCCCAGGAGCCGGAGAGGGACUAAUAUAUUACCUGUAUCCAGACUUCAGCAAGAUCGCUGAUCCAAAUGUAUGGCUGGAUGCAGGGACUCAGGUGUUCUUCUCCUACGCCGUGUGUCAGGGAGUCCUCACCUCCCUGGGGAGCUACAACAAAUACAACAACAACUGCUACAGGGACUGCAUGGCAUUGUGUCUGCUGAACAGUGCCACCAGUAUCUUUGCUGGCUUUGCUGUGUUCUCCGUGCUGGGAUUCAUGGCUAAUGAGAUGGGCGUUUCGAUACCGGAAGUUGCGAGUAGCGGUCCUGGUCUGAUCUUUAUAGCUUAUCCAAAGGCUCUGUCAAUGCUGCCUGGCUCUUCCUUCUGGGCUGUGCUCUUCUUCCUCAUGAUCUUCUUCCUGGGUCUGGACUCACAGUUUGUGUGUGUGGAGAGCUUGGCCACAGCCAUCACAGACAUGUUCCCAGCGCAGAUGAGGAGGCGCGGCCGCAGGGAGAUCCUGGUCCUGGUCAUCGCCGUCUUCUGCUUUCUGCUGGGGCUGCCAUGCCUUACUGAGGGAGGGAUGAUCGUCUUCCAGCUGAUUGACACCUAUGGCCCCAGUGGAAUCAGUCUCCUUUUUAUUGCUUGCUUUGAGUGCAUUGUCAUUUCCUGGGUGUACGGUGCGGACCGUUUCUAUGACAACAUUGAGGACAUGAUCGGAUACAAACCAUUCCCCGUGCUGAAGUACUGCUGGAUGUUCAUCACGCCGUUCAUCUGUUGGGCCACAUUGAUGUAUGACUUGAGUUUAAAAAAAGAAUUCUCCAUUAAUGGUUAUAAAAUCGGUCCACAUUGGGGCAUAUUCAGCACGAUACUUGUCCUCACUCCACUGAUAUGCAUACCAGCAUUCAUUUUAUUCGCAAUGUGCAAGACUCCCAAUACCAUGGCUACACCAUCCAGUGAUCUGCGUCAGGCUCGGCCACACAAGCCCAUUCUCACGCUUUGUAAAUGGGCCAUCUUCAAGGCACAGGCGCCACCAAACAGGCCUGUGGAGGAGAACAGUGUGAAGAGGGAGAUGGAGGAACCCAGCAUGGUUUGAUGGUCAUUAAAAAAAAAAGACCUCCAGUUAACUAUUGUGCAUAUAGAAGUCAUCCUUAAACUGUACAAAUGUGUGACAAAAACACAUUUCUUUAUAUUCAAACUUUUACAAAGGUAUUCAGGGAUGUUUUUUGUAAGUUUUUUAUAUCGGUACUCAAGUAAACUUUUUUAUAAUAAUUAAAAAGUCUAACAUAAUCAUCAUUUUUGCCCUUAUUGUCCUAAUGGAUUGCAAAAGUAUAUCACCAAUUGUAUAAUACUGUACAGUAUGACCUACAAUCGAGAUGAAAAAAAAAAAAUCAAUAUUGAUGCAGCAGAAGCAUAUAUCAUUUUUUCCCAGGCAUUCUUCUUCUUCUCUUGAACCUAGGGCCUACAUUGCCCAGAAUGCAUCUUAGACAGAAUUGGGCGUGUAAUGCAAGUAAUGGAGAAGACUAUUACGGGUUGGACCCCCUUUUGCCUUCAGAACUGCCUUAAUUUUGGUCGAUAUUGACAUGAUAGCAUCAAGCAGUUGCUGCAGAUUUGUCGGCUGCACAUCAAUGAUGCCAAUCUUGUUCCACCAAGUCCAAAGGUGCUCUAUAUGAAUUAAAUCUGGUGACUGUGGAGACCAUUUGAGUGUAGUGAACUCAUCGUCAUGUUUAAGAAAGCAUAUGGAGAUGAUUUGAGCUUUGUGACAUUGCACAUUAUCCUGCUGGAAAUAGACAUCAGAGGAUGGUCAGGACAUGGUCAGCAAUGAUGCUCUGUGGUGUUUAAACCAUGCUCAAUUGGUAUUAAGGGGCCCAAAGCAUGGCAAAAAUAAUAUCCCCCACACCACUACACCACCACCACCAGUCUGAACCGUUGUUUCAAGGCAGGAUGGAUCCAUGCUUUCAUGUUGUUUACGACAAAUCUUGACCCUACCGUCCUAGUUUGAUGAGCCUUUGCAAAUUGUAGCCUCAGUUUCCUGUUCCUAGCUGACAGGAAUGGCACCCAGUGUGGUCUUCAGCUGGUGCAGCCACUCCCCUUCAAGGUUUGACGUGUUGUGGUUCAGAGAUAGUCUUCUAUACCUUGGUUGUAACGAGUGCUUACUGGUUACUGUUGCCUUUCUAUCAUCUUUAAUCACUCUGGCCAUUCUCCUCUGACCUCUAACAUCAACAAGGCAUUUUUGCCCAGAGAUCUGCCGCUCACUGGAUAUUUUCCCUUUAUUCUCUGUAAACCCUACAGAUGGUUGUGAGUGAAAAUCCCAGAAGAUCAGCCCGUCUGGCACCAACAACCAAGCCACGUUCAAAGUCACUAAAAUCACCUUUCUUCCACAUUGUGAUACUCUGUUUGAACUUCACCAGGUCUGCUUGACCAUGUCUACAUGCCUAAAUGCAUUGAGCUGCUGCCAUGUGAUUGGCUAACUACAUAUUUGCGUCAACGAGUGGCUAAACAGGUGUACUUAAUAAAGUGCCCAGUGAGUGAACACUGAACCCUUUACGGUUUUAAUGGGAUAAUCAUUGUUUUUAACUGAUAUAUCUCCAUUUUAAGACACUCAACAGGAUAAUUAUAGUUUUAGAAUAGAUAUGCACAUUAUCUGCAAUUUAUACAAUAUAUUUGUGUUGAUACCUUAGACUCUAUAUAUAAAUAAUGCAGACAAUGCUGAUCUCAUUAAAAGUGUCCCUAUGCUCAA
Molecule: messenger RNA, 5063 nt
Organism: Eleginops maclovinus (Patagonian blennie)
Lineage: Eukaryota; Metazoa; Chordata; Actinopteri; Perciformes; Eleginopidae
Product: sodium- and chloride-dependent betaine transporter-like
Exons: 16
Coding region: 1515-3419 (634 amino acids)
Biological process (GO): sodium ion transmembrane transport
Cellular component (GO): plasma membrane
Molecular function (GO): gamma-aminobutyric acid:sodium:chloride symporter activity
Source: RefSeq, a predicted model, not a curated record